Molecule: messenger RNA, 1742 nt
Organism: Aplysia californica (California sea hare)
Lineage: Eukaryota; Metazoa; Mollusca; Gastropoda; Aplysiida; Aplysiidae
Product: putative sodium-coupled neutral amino acid transporter 11
Exons: 13
Coding region: 1-1668 (555 amino acids)
Biological process (GO): amino acid transmembrane transport
Molecular function (GO): amino acid transmembrane transporter activity
Source: RefSeq, a predicted model, not a curated record
AUGGAAGAAAAAAACCAGAAGAAAGGCCAGAAGACAUUUCUCACGUGUGGCAUUAUUACUGGAACCAACCGCAUGUUUAUGGGAAAGAGAGCUGGUCUGGCUGCUGAGCUUAUUGUCAAGCUUGCAAAUCAGCCACAAUGUUCUUGGGCAUGGCAGGGUGUCCGGCUUUACUGUCAAGAUGUUUCCUCCACUGUGGCCAGACUGUGGUAUCAAUUUCCGGCCGUGCGAGAUGUGACCUUCUGCCCCGCCAAACGGGUCCUGACCCUAAUCUCCUGCCUUCAAAAGGCUAUAGAUGGGAUUCACGAAUUAGGGGUGUACAAGUACUCGAUUCUCAUCGAGUACCGGAGUGUUUACCUCCAAGCCGAUGGUGGCUAUUCGUACUUUGAUCCAUCGAGAAAUGCCUUCUAUUUUAAAGAAAAGAUUGUUUUGCAGAAAGCAAAAAUAAUCAAUGAGUUUUUGUGGACUUCUUUUUCUCUUUCAGAUUUUUCCAUUAUGUUGCUGGUGGAAGGCGGCCGGUUGUCGAACACAGAUACGUAUCAGGACAUGGUGUUGGUGGCAUUCGGGCGUCCGGGGUUUUACAUACUCACGGUGCUGCAGUUCCUCUACCCGUUCAUAGCGAUGGUAAGCUACAAUGUGAUCAUCGGAGAUACUAUAACCAAGAUCAUCGUAUGGAUAGGGGGAGAAAGCCCGUCUCUGCUGCAUUCCGUGUUGGGCAACCGACAGUUCAUCAUAACAGUGGUCACGGCUCUGGUCACACUCCCGCUGUCUCUGUACAAGAACAUCGCUAAAUUAGGCAAGUGGGCGUUCCUUUCUAUAAUCCUCAUUCUUUUCAUCAUGGUGGCCGUCAUCAUUCGCCUGAGCACAUUCAUUGGAAAACUUUCCCCAACAGGUGACGCUUGGGAGUUUGCCAACUACAACUUGUCCCAAGCUGUGGGUAUCAUGGCAUUUGCUUACAUGUGUCACCACAACACGUUUUUGAUCCACUCGUCCAUGGAGAACCCAACACAGCGUCGAUGGGGCUUUGUGACACAUUUCAGUGUGCUCUUCUCCAUGGUCAUGUGCCUGGUGCUGGGUAUCUCGGGAUACGCCUCCUUCACGGGAAACACAGAGGGUGACCUGAUGGAGAACUACUGUCGUGGAGACGUCCUCAUGAACCUGGCCCGUCUAAGUUUUGCGAUUACCAUCAUGCUGACAUAUCCAGUCGAGUGCUUUGUCACCAGGGAGGUGGUGGAGAAUGCUGUGUUCCCUUCCAAUCCCGAGGCCCCAAUGUGGCGUCAUGUGACGGUCACCAUGUGCAUUGUGGGGCUCACAGCCGCAGUCUCCAUGGCAACAGACUGCCUUGGCAUUGUCCUGGAACUCAACGGCGUCUUGGCUGCAGCCCCGUUAGCUUAUAUCUUCCCUGCAGCCUGUGUGAUUCGGCUACGACAGGAAGCCCUUUUCUCCCGCCGUAAUAUCGCACCCAUCUUGCUCCUGGCCUUUGGCGUGCUGGUGGCUGUAGUUGGCUUUGUUAUGGCCAUGAUCAACCUGGUCAGUGGCGCCAGCUGCUCGCACGGCCGGGAGCCCAGCUACUGUCUCUCUGAGCCGGACAACGCCACUCUCAGCACGUCCACCACACACGCCACAAGCCGGGCCCUCAAAGGGGGAUCUCUAGUGGACACACUUUUCUAGUGCAAAGACUUUGGCUGAGAAUUCUGUAAAUUUAACUAGGUCUUUAUUAAAAUAAAGGGCUGGGUGAACCAUUA